Messenger RNA from Encephalitozoon romaleae SJ-2008, 1251 nucleotides. RefSeq names its product DEAD box ATP-dependent RNA helicase. The record is from RefSeq and is a predicted model, not a curated record. The transcript has a single exon. Bases 1 to 1251 code for a protein of 416 amino acids. NCBI's taxonomy places the organism in Eukaryota, Fungi, Microsporidia, Unikaryonidae. Gene Ontology annotation, molecular function: nucleic acid binding; ATP binding.
AUGGAAGAUGUUCUUCUGAAAGGAAUAAAGCAAAAGAGGAAGAAGACGCCAAAGGAGGAGGUGGGGUAUGAUGUGGUUGGAGAAAGAUAUCCUCUUCUAUGCACCUUCGAGAGCCUGGAAACAAAAGUUCCGUUUGAAUCUCCACUCUUGGUGCAGAGGAUCGUUAUACCGUAUUUCCUUAAGAAGACAAAUGUUGUUGUUCAAGCCUUCACAGGGAGUGGGAAAACUCUAUCUUACUGCCUACCGCUGGUCGAAAUGGCACGUAAGGAGAGUCUUUUUGGAAUGAUACUUGUUCCUGGAAAGGCACUUGUAAGACAAGUCUACAGGGUUGUGAAUGAGAUCAAACAUGAGGGCUUAGAGGUUGUGGCAGGUUACAGAGAUGGGGAAGAGGACUUCCUUAUUGAGGAGGAUGAAAAAGGAGGCCUAGCGGAAAGAGGUGUUGAUUGUAGAUCAAAAGAGAAGAUUGAAAGAGCCUUUCAAAGUGAUGCAAAGAUUCUGAUAGGAACGCCUCUGUCUGCUCUUGGGCUUAUGCCGAUGUCUGGAACAAGGAGUAUUACACAUCUUGUCAUAGACGAGGCCGAUCUUCUAAUAAACCCGGGGACUGUCGAGGUUUUUGGAUCGAUUCUUCGUGAGAUUGAGGUGGAGAAUGCACAUAUCGGAUGCUUUAGUGCAACUAUGAAUGAAUAUGUGGGGGAAGUUAUAGAGACAGUGAAAGACAUUACAAAGGUAUAUGUUAUGUCAAAAAGGCUCAUAGAUCAUGAGUUUGUGUUUGGAACAAGCAAGAAGAUCAAGCAUUUGUCGUUGCUACAGAUCAUUGCAGAUGGGAUUGAGUCACCUACCUUGAUAUUUGUCAAGGAUGAGAAAACAGGAGAGUUUUUGAAGGGACUAUUGGACCGAAGUGGUGUUUAUAAAGAAGGAGGUGAAGUAAGUGGAGAGGUGCUUGACGCCUUUAGGUUGAAGAAGAUCUGGUAUUUGUUUGGGACAGAUUCUCUGAGUAGAGGCGUUGAUUUCUAUAACAUCAGGAGCAUUAUAAACUAUGAUCUUCCGGAUACAAAAACGCAAUUUGUCCAUAGAGUUGGAAGAAUCAAUAGAAACUGCCAAGGACAGAAGGUUUAUACGAUCUAUACAAGUGAAGACUUUGGAAGGAUUUCGAUUGUUGCAGAAUUUCUAGAGGAGAAUGGACAUGAGGUACCAAAGCACAUUACCCGGAUCAUAGAAAAAAGCAAGAAGAAGAUGAGCAAGAAGUCCUAG